AUUUUUAAUGGCGUCACGUGAUAACCUCUUCGCUAGUUUAGGAUUUCGCCCAGUGGUCUGCACAGCAGGCCUGACUGCGACAGCAGUGGGCGCUGUUUUUCUGUUUUCCAGGUGGCGGAAGGAGACUGCCGAGAUCGGCACCCAGACGGACUGGGAAACGGCUGACGCUGGGACCCAAGCCGGCUGGGAAACGGCUGAGGCUUCGACCCAAGCCGGAUGGGAAACGGCUGAUGCUGGGACCCAGGCCAAAUGGGAAACGGUGGAGGCUGGCAUCCAGGCAGAGUGUCAGAGGGCUGAGGCAGGUGUCCAGGCGGUACAGGAGACGGCUGUCUCUGCAACCCAGGCUGUGUGGGAAACCGCGGAGGUCGGAACUCAGCCUGACUGGACAGAUGGAUUCAUCCUUGUGGACACUGUCGCACCCCAGGUGGUCACUCUGGAUGGUGUGGAUGGACAGCUGCAGCCGUCUGGGUGGGACGUCCAGACCCUGCUUCGUUACACCAUGGUGUACAGAUCGUCCACCCUGUUCUUCUGCGGUCCUGUGAUGGUUGGAGAGAGGCGGUGCUCAGGGGAGACAGCGGAGGGAUCUCUGAGGACGCAGUUCUGGUUCACCGCUGAUGAGAACUGUGUGCUUGAUGCAGAGGGCAACCGUGACACCUACACCACCAUUGAUGCUGCAACUAUCAUCGAGUGGCGCUGUGGUGAGGUGUGUCCGUGCCGUGUCUCACCAUAAGCAAGAGUCCAAGUUGUUGGUUCUCAUGGAUGGAGUUCCGGUCAUCCAGACAUCCAAGACCUGCAAGCGGGUGACCUUGUCUGCCAACGGAUCACUG
Alosa alosa (allis shad) is the source of this 827-nucleotide messenger RNA. RefSeq lists its product as uncharacterized. The record is from RefSeq and is a predicted model, not a curated record. The transcript is spliced from 8 exons. Bases 8 to 730 code for a protein of 240 amino acids. Lineage: Eukaryota; Metazoa; Chordata; Actinopteri; Clupeiformes; Clupeidae.